AUUUCAAUUAUUAACAUUUAUUCAUUUAUAUUUUCAUUUCAUUUCAUUUUGCCUUUUAAAGCUCACACAUAUAAUUCCCACUCAUUAUCUUUGUUGCUUAAAGUUUGCCCUCCUCUCUCUCUCUCUCUAAAAUAAAACAUCUCAAGAGAGUGAGACUGUUUAUAUGGUCUUGAAAGAGAAAGAAAAACCAGACCCACAUCACACAUUCAUAGAUUCACUCCUCCAUAUCUAUAAGUUUAGUGAGAGAAUUAAGGUUAUAUAUACAUAUAUAUAUAUAUAACCCCCCUCUCUCUCUCUCUAAAACAUGGAUGGUGGUGAUGAUCACUUCCACCAUCGUCCCAACUUCCCCUUCCAACUCCUCGAAAAAAAAGACGACGAAGCCUGCUCCUCCUCCGCCGCCGCAGCUUCCGCCUACCCAUCCCGCCAACUCACCAUCACCACCACCACCGCCGCUGCUGCCGACACCGACAUCUCAAAAAAACUCCCACCAAAACGAACCUCCACAAAAGACCGCCACACAAAAGUGGACGGGCGUGGUCGCCGCAUCCGCAUGCCCGCCCUAUGCGCCGCGCGGGUCUUCCAGCUAACCCGCGAGCUCGGCCACAAAACCGAUGGCGAAACCAUCGAGUGGCUACUUCAACAAGCCGAGCCAGCUGUUAUUGCAGCCACUGGCACUGGUACUAUUCCAGCUAACUUUACUUCACUUAAUAUCUCUCUUCGGAGCUCCGGGUCCACUAUGCAGGUCCCUUCUCAGCUCCGAUCGGGUUAUUUCAACCCGAAUUUUGCUCUCCCACAUAACCGGAGUCUUUUUCCGGGUAUUGGGUUGGCGUCUUCUGAAAACAGUUCGUCAAAUCUUCUGAAUUUCGGGUCAUCAACGAAUCUGAAUCAGAUAUUGCAAGCGAAACAAGAGAAUCGGGAUAAUUCGGUUGAGUUAUCCGAACCCGAAGAGGGUUUAGGAAGAAAACGUCGGGUUCCGGGUGAUCCGGAGUUACCCGCACACGCACACGCCCACGCACAACAACAGAUGGGGAAUUAUAUGUUGCAGUCGAGUUCGGGUUCUAUGUCGGGGAAUCAUGCGUCCGUACCUGCGAACUUUUGGAUGGUAGCGAAUUCUAAUCAACAAAUGAGUGUUGGUGGCGACCCGGUUUGGACUUUUCCAGCGGUUAAUAAUUCGGGUUUGUAUAGAGGCCCAGUUUCGACCGGGUUGCAUUUUAUGAAUUUUCCGACACCGGUCGCUGUUUUGCCGAGUCAGCAAUUGUCGGCAGGAAUUGGCAGUGGUGGUGGUGGUGGCGGCAGUGGCGGUUUUACAGAAGGGCAGUUGAAUAUGCUUGCCGGGUUAAAUCAUUACCGGCCGAUAUUCGGGCCCGGGUCAUCGGAUCAACAAGCGAGUGGAUCUCAGUCUCAUCAUGGUGGCGGUGGCGAUGACCAGCAUGAUAGCACUAGCCACCACUCGUAAGGGUUUUCGGGUUUCGGUUAAAGUAGAUGUGUAAGCACACAAGGUUUGAUUUUGAUUUGCUACAAAAAUUUUGGAAAAAAAAUAAUUAUGCUGAUUUUUUUCAUUUUUUUUUUUGAAGUUUUUUUUUUAAUUGUGUGAUUAUUUAUGAGGAUCUGCAAAGUGUUUGGAGAGAGAAUUUUUAACAGUGUGUAUUGUUGGUUUUAAUGAUUACAAAGAAAAAGAAAAGGUCCCAUAUAUGAAUUUAUUUA
Molecule: messenger RNA, 1704 nt
Organism: Helianthus annuus (common sunflower)
Lineage: Eukaryota; Viridiplantae; Streptophyta; Magnoliopsida; Asterales; Asteraceae
Product: transcription factor TCP14
Exons: 1
Coding region: 305-1456 (383 amino acids)
Cellular component (GO): nucleus
Molecular function (GO): DNA-binding transcription factor activity; sequence-specific DNA binding
Source: RefSeq, a predicted model, not a curated record